Messenger RNA from Pygocentrus nattereri (red-bellied piranha), 3780 nucleotides. RefSeq names its product src substrate protein p85. The coding region runs from base 149 to 1762 and encodes 537 amino acids. Gene Ontology annotation, molecular function: actin filament binding. Gene Ontology annotation, biological process: regulation of actin filament polymerization. The record is from RefSeq and is a predicted model, not a curated record. Lineage: Eukaryota; Metazoa; Chordata; Actinopteri; Characiformes; Serrasalmidae. Gene Ontology annotation, cellular component: lamellipodium; site of polarized growth; focal adhesion. The transcript is spliced from 17 exons.
CAGCUCCAGACGCAGGAAGUGGGAGAGCAGGAAGAGUGGGAGCGAGAGGAGGAAUAAUCAUCCCUCCAUUUCAGCCCGAACAGACUUCAGCGACAACUGGUUUUCUAAUCCAAGGAGCGAAGAUUCCAGAGGGAAACCGGAGAAAAGCAUGUGGAAAGCAGCAGCUGGCCGCUCGGUCUCCGUUACGGUUGAUGAAGGGGCUGAUGACUGGGAGACUGACCCUGAUUUCGAGAACGAUGUGACUGAGAAGGAGCAGCGAUGGGGAGCCAAGACCGUAGAAGGUUCCGGCCAUCAGGAGCACAUCAAUAUCCACCACCUGCGUGAGAAGGUGUCGUGUGAGCACAGCGAGUUGAAGCAGAAGGAGCUGGCGAACAUGCCUAAAGCCUCUCACGGCUACGGGGGCAAAUUCGGGGUGCAGCAGGACCGCAUGGACAAGUCUGCUGUAGGUCAUGAGUAUCAGAGCAAACUCUCUAAGCACUGCUCUCAGACUGACACCUCUAAAGGCUUUGGGGGGAAGUAUGGAGUUCAGACUGACCGCGUGGACCAGUCUGCCGUAGGGUUUGAGUACGUGGGGAAGACAGAGAAACAUGCCUCGCAGAAAGACUACGCCACCGGGUUCGGUGGCCGCUACGGGGUUCAGGCUGACCGUGUGGACGAGAGUGCAGUAGGAUUUGAUUACCAGGGCAAAACCGAAAAACACGAAUCGCAGAAAGACUACACCAAAGGAUUUGGUGGAAAGUUUGGCGUGGAGAUGGAUAAAGUGGACAAAAGCGCUGUUGGGUUUGAGUAUCAGGGGAAGACGGAGAAGCACGAGUCUCAGAAAGACUAUGUGAAGGGCUUUGGAGGGAAGUUUGGCGUGCAGACGGACCGCCAGGACAAAUCGGCGGUGGGCUGGGACCAUCAGGAGAAGCUCCAGCUUCACGAGUCCCAGAAAGAUUAUAAGCGUGGGUUUGGAGGGAAGUACGGGGUGGAGGUUGAGAAGCAGGACCAGUGUGCUUUGGGGUUUGACCACAAAGAAAGCCUGGCCAAGCACGAGUCUCAACAAGAUUACUCCAAAGGAUUUGGAGGAAAGUAUGGAGUGCAGAAGGACAGAAUGGACAAGAGUGCAGGAACGUUCGAGGAAGUGGAGAAGCCCAGCGCUGCGUACCAGAAAACCAGACCAGUGGAAGCAGCUGGCAGCGGAACGGGCAACAUUAAGGCUCGUUUUGAAAACCUGGCGAAGCAGAAGGAGGAGGAGGACAAGAAACGGGCAGAGGAAGAGCGAGCCAGGCGGCAGGCCAAGGAGCUACAGGAGCAGGAGGAAGCGCGCAGGAAGAUAGAGGAAAGUGCCAAAGCUAGAGCUCCCUCCCCUCAGCCCAGCCCCACCACCACCACGGCUCCAGAGUACAAGGAGGCCCACAGUGAGAUAGAAGAGAAGGAAGACAAUGUGUAUGAGGUGGAACCUGUUUCGGCCCCAGCAUCAAAACCCAUCUAUGACGAACCGGUUCAGGAGGAUCUUUAUCAGAACCAGAGCCAGGUGUUGGAGCAUGAGCAGGAUGGACAGUACCAGGCUGCAGACACUCAGUCCUACGACUACGGAGAAGAUUUGGGGGUGACCGCUGUGGCACUGUAUGAUUACCAGGCUGCUGGCGACGACGAGAUUUCCUUUGAUCCCGAUGACAUCAUUACCAACAUUGAGAUGAUUGACGAGGGCUGGUGGAGAGGUGUGUGCAGGGGGGCAUACGGACUCUUUCCGGCCAACUAUGUCGAAGUCCGACAGUAAAAGCCACACCCUUUUCCGCUGGCCACACCCACCUCCCUGGAGGAGAGGGGUUUUCUUGCACAUCGUUUUCCAUCUUCAUCCCUUCUCUUUCCUCUCCUUUCUCCUGCUCCCUCCAUCCUUCACGAUGCUUCUGAAGUGUUGGGCGUUCUCAGGUCUUUCAAAUGCUCUUUCAUUCUAUCUCUGUCCUUUUUUUUCUCCAUCCAUUUGCUCAGAGUUGGUGGGUUCCCCCCCCCCAAACAGAGAAACGUUUUUUUGUAUUGCUGAUUCUGCUAAGAAAGCAUGAGCUUCCUUCAUUUAAUUCCGACAUCAUCUUUUACUCCUCUCCUCCUCGUUCAUAUUAGCAUUUACUUAGUCCACAAUUGCCAUAAGUGAUUUAUUGACAGUGUACAUGAAGUCUGGGUAUGGGUUUUCUUUUUUUUCUGUUAUAUGAAGGUAUUAACUGCAUCCUCCGUACUAAAGGUGUUAGAGGAGCUCAGCUGGAUAUGCUAACGUAAGAGCCCCUUUGCAUGAUUUGUUGCUGUUUCGUUCAACAGUAGCAUUUACAUCAGUUGCAUCAUGCUGACUGGUGACUGUUUCUGGUUGAGCUGCUCCUUCAGUCACUAUGAGAUCAUGACUGGCCUUGUGUUAUGGAGGGACGUUUAGGCCCGAAACAUACUUCACACAAGGACACGAACGCAGACACUUCGAGCUACGCUGAUGCGGUUUCAUACCUAGUUGCAUCCAAAAAUGUGUCAUGACACGUUUCAUAAUGCAACACAAGUGCAAGCUGCUAUGUGAGUGUUAUGCCAGGGGGCGCUAUAAUGACGACCAAGCCUGUCCAAGUGGGCCACAGCAGACGAGCCAUCGAGUCUCGCGCAAAGACAGCUCACAUAAUCAUAAAAAUGAUGUAUUACCGCCUUUCCAUUCCAGCAGAAGAGCUAAAGCAGCUCGCUCUCCUCUACAGUGUACCUGUGGCUGUUGGAAUAACAGUAGAUCCUCUCUGAUUUGUCCUCUGUCACCCCCUUCAGCACUGUUUUAACUACCACACUAGUGUAAGGCACGGGGAGUUUGACCAGAAGGACUGAGCGCUUUCAGUGUGUUAGCUGAGCACAGCCAUUUGCGUUCACAUACUUGUGUUGAGUAUGUUUCUGGCCUUAGAGAUGCGGUAGGACCACCAAAGAUCCGAGUGUUUUUUUGCAUGUUUGAGAGCUAGUGCAGUAGAGUUUGGUUGGUUUGUUGGACAAAGAAGCUCAUGCUUCUCGUUUGCUUCCAUUAUCUCCAUCAUGUUAGCACUCCGUGGCUCUGAAGCUUCUUGUUUUGAGCAGCUUUUGCAUUAAAAGAAAACACUAAUGGGUGUUUGUUUGUAGCUACAAAAACACUAAAUGCUAAAAUAUUACUGACACCUCCUGACCACGUUAUCUUCUUACUUGGCGGUAUGAGACAUCUGACCUGCAGUCAGUUUUGCAGGUCGUUCCCAAUAUUCCAGGAUGUGUAUAAACAAAGAAAUAUGUUUUUUAUGAUUGGACAGAUAAUAUAUAUUAUGGAUUUUGAGAAGUGGAAUUGCAGGUGGUGUCAAAGUCUAGGUGAAGUCUGUUUGUAUGUCCUGGGCAUGCGGUGUCGUCGUUCGUCCUGGUCUGUGUCCAUGUGCUCACUGUGUGUUGUAGUCUAUUAUACUCGGGGCCACUGUAACGUUUUCAUCUUGACCAACACAAUGUAACGUGGGGAGGUUUUACGUCCGAGUGUGCUGGGAUGCUGUAACUGCGAGCACUAUUGAUUGAUAGUUUAAUAUGAUGCAUAGCUUAAUUUUAUCUAGCGACAAUUCUGUUCUGGUGCGGUGGGAUGCUAAUUCAGUUGGUGAUGCAUCUUAAGGUGUAGCAACGCCUAAUCACGACAUCCUUUUGGGUUGGGGGUUUUAUAAAAGUGUCCUUUUCAGAUCUUUUUAUUUUUAUCUGUAUUUUGCUGGCUUAAAUCUCAUUACGUGCUUGUUUUUUUUGUAAGAAAUGGAAUUUCAAUUAAUAAAAACACAUAGUUGAACAGUU